ACCUACUAAAUUUUGAAAACGAUUUAGUCGGCAAGGCGGGCAAGGCGGGCACAGCGUUUUGCUAGUUCAGUGACAAAAAAACUUUGUCAAUGCAAAAGUGAACAAAUUUUUUUCAGGACCGUGUUUGUUUGAAGACUAGGUGUCUUCCGUGGAUCAAGAGUCACAGGACGUAUUUAAUUUGACUGAAAGUUUAAACUUGGCAUAACACGAAUUCCUUCUAACAUUAGUUCACCAUGUCUUAAUUGGAUGUAAUGGGAUGUUUAUUCUGAUGGUCAUACACGGUUGUUCAGCUUCGUGCAGUGUUGGAUGUCUCAAUGGUGUAUGUGACCUAACAACAGGGGACUGUGCAUGUAGGGAUGGCUACUUUAAUACGAGAUGCUCAUCCAAGUGCAACGAUGGAUGUCUCAAUGGUCAAUGUGAUGAAACAACGGGAUAUUGUACAUGUAGAGAUGGCUACUAUGAUAUGCGAUGUUCAUCUAAGUGCAACGAUGGUUGUCGUAAUGAUUCGUGUAACAAAACUACGGGAGACUGUACAUGUAGAGAUGGCUACUAUGGUUCAAGAUGCUCAUUCAAGUGCUAUCCUGGCUGUCUUAAUGGUAUAUGUGACCGCACAACGGGAGAUUGUAGAUGUAGAGAUGGCCACUAUGGUACGAGAUGCUCAUCUACGUGUUUUCCAGGGUGUCUCAAUCAUACGUGUAACAAAACAACUGGAUAUUGUACAUGUAGGGAUGGUUUCUAUAAUACGAGGUGCUCAUCUACAUGCUAUCCUGGAUGUCUCAGUGGUGUAUGUGACCAAACAUCCGGAGAUUGUACAUGUAGGGAUGGCUACUAUAAUACAAGAUGCUCAUCCACUUGCGGUGCUGGAUGUCUUAAUGGUAAAUGUGACAAUACCACGGGAUAUUGUACAUGUAGGGAGGGCUACUAUAAUUCGAGAUGCUCAUCUACAUGCUAUCCUGGAUGUCUCAAUGGUGUAUGUGACCAAACAUCCGGAGAUUGUACAUGUAGGGAUGGCUACUAUAAUACGAGAUGCUCAUCCACUUGCGGUGCUGGAUGUCUUAAUGGUAAAUGUGACCAAACAACGGGAUAUUGUGAAUGUAGGGAUGGCUACUAUGGUACCAGUUGUUAUUCAACUUGCGGUGUUGGAUGCCUCACCGGUGCAUGUGACCGCAUAACUGGAGAUUGUACAUGUAGGGAUGGCUACUAUAAUACGAGAUGCUCAUCCACUUGCGGUGCUGGAUGUCUUAAUGGUAAAUGUGACCAAACAACGGGAUACUGUGAAUGUAGGGAUGGCUACUAUAAUACGAGAUGCUCAUCCACAUGCGGUGCUGGAUGUCUUAAUGGUAAAUGUGACCAAACAACGGGAUAUUGUACAUGUAGGGAUGGCUACUAUGGUGAUUACUGCUACUCGUGCGGUGCUGGAUGUCUCAAUGAUCAAUGUAACAAAACAACCGGCUAUUGUACAUGUAGAGAUGGGUUCUAUGGUACGAGAUGCACAUCUACGUGUUUUACUGGAUGCAAGGCAUGCAGUAACUCUGCCUAUAACUGCAGUGCCUGCAGACCUGGUUAUUGGGGUACUCCGCAAUGGCCUUGUAGAUAAACCUGCAGUUACAACUGUAUGUCGUGUAUUACGGAAAAUGACUGCACAGAGUGUAAGGCUGGAUUCUAUGGACUUGGCUGUCAACAUAAAUGUAGUAGUGGGUGUAUCAACAAAGCUUGCGAUCAAAUCUCUGGCUUAUGUCACUGCUUAGUUGGCUACCCAGAUGCAUUGUGCAAAGAAACAUGCCCUGAUACUUGCAACGGCUGCACCACUCCUGAAAAUUGCACGACAUGUGUGUCUGGGUUCUAUGGUAAGACGUGUAAAACACCAUGCAGUUUAGGCUGCACCAUUCGGACUGCGAUAUGCUAACUGGUCGAUGCGCAAGCUGCAGGGAAGGUUUCUCCGGUGACAAUUGUGUUCCAGAAUCAGCGGGAAGUGUAUCACCGACGUUGACCAUAGUUUCAACAGUAUCAAAUGUUAGUGUGGUUUUGGUCAUCUUGAUGAUUGGCGCAGUUGUCGUUUUUCGGAAGCUGAGGAGGCGGAAUAUUCAGACAAAUAAAGAAGCACCGAAUAUUCCAAUGAGAACACGGGACCUUGAGGAUUUGGAGACGGCAACUCAGCGAACAAACCACUAUGAAGAUUUGCGACACGAUGAUGGUACUCGGGAAAAUAAUCGCCACUAUGCCAACGUCAACCCGUCAUUCCAAAAAUAAACGUUUUGUUCAGUCUUGUUCGACAAAGAUGGUCGUAGAAAUAUGUAUAUAUUUAAGUAAAUGUAGUAAAUGACCAUAUUAUUCUGUGGCAUAGAGAUGACAUACGUGGUAUGUUUUAUCUCGUUAAAACGAUGUACGUUUAUUGUUAAAACGAGUUUUUUUUCCGAACUGUGCAUAAACAUGGAUAAAGAACGACUGAUGUAAGGUACAUUUGAUUCAGAACAGCCGCAUAUGUAGUUUUAACAGAAUGUUUAAACGAGAUGAAGAUAAAACGCAUGUCACCUUUACGCCAUCGUAAUAUUUUUGCAUCGGCGAUUAAGCCAUUUUGCCAAUGGAAGAUUUUAACAGAAUCAAUAUGUACGACAAGUCCAAGAAACCCGACAUACAUGUACGUAUAUGUGUGUUUCUGUGUUGAAUGUUAAAAAAGGUUAUUGCCUAUUGUAUGAUAUAAAUCAUAUUUUUGCUUAUAUUCAUAUUAUUAUUGUUAAACAUAGCUUGGAAAGGACAUCAUUUAUUUUUGUGAUAUAUUGACAUACGUUAAAUAGCGAGCUUUUAGAUUUGUUUGGUACAGUGUAACACCAACUUGUUUUUUAUAAAGGCUGAAACACACACACACACGCACGCACGCACGCACACACACACAUACACAAACAUCGAUAUAAUGUAUAGUUGUUAGUCCUACCACUGUUUGUUAUAUAAAGCUUGUAUUUGACAGAUAUCUGCAAAAGAAGUAUUUGAUAAUAUCAGAAGAGAUUUAUAACAUCAUAAGUAUUUUAAAACAGCAUGGAGGAGUAUUUUGUAUAAAUGUGUAUAUAUUCACUGGCAUUUUUAUGUUUAAUAAUACUCUACUAACACAUUUUCUUGAACUAGUGUAACUAAUGUGUGUACAAUAAUUAUAAUUUUUGAGGUUGCUACUUGAACUGAAAUGUUCAUUUCUAUUUGAUAAUGAUUAGUUAUUUCAAGCAGAAAGUGUUGAGUGAAUUUAUAUGACAAAUAUAUCGCAAAUGUUAUGAUAUUCAGCAAAACUGCGCAAAUACCGGAAUAUAAAUACGGAAGCUUGGGUCCUUUCUUUCUGCGAGAAAUAAUUAGCUAACAAAAGAAAUGAUAAAUUUCUAUUCUUUUAUGGACGAAUUGUAAUUCUACAGUAUUUUAUACGUUUCCUCACCAACUAACAAUGAUUAUGAAUGUUAACACACUUAUAUGAAUGUAUGAUGAAAAUAUAAAAUAUAUAUUUUAA
Mya arenaria is the source of this 3487-nucleotide messenger RNA. RefSeq names its product multiple epidermal growth factor-like domains protein 10. The transcript has 5 exons. The coding region runs from base 257 to 1597 and encodes 446 amino acids. NCBI's taxonomy places the organism in Eukaryota, Metazoa, Mollusca, Bivalvia, Myida, Myidae. Gene Ontology annotation, molecular function: scavenger receptor activity. The record is from RefSeq and is a predicted model, not a curated record.